This is a messenger RNA of Akanthomyces muscarius, 591 nucleotides long. RefSeq lists its product as uncharacterized. The record is from RefSeq and is a predicted model, not a curated record. Bases 1 to 591 code for a protein of 196 amino acids. The transcript has a single exon. NCBI's taxonomy places the organism in Eukaryota, Fungi, Ascomycota, Sordariomycetes, Hypocreales, Cordycipitaceae.
AUGUAUUCCUUCGUCGCUCUCGGCCUGGCUGCCCUCACCACCGCCUCUCCUCUACCCACCUACGCCGAUGCCUUUAAGCUACAGGUCCAAGUCACGGACCUCACUAAAGACUUUACGCCGCCCAUCCACAACAAGUACAUCGUGGGCGUCCACAUUGGUGCGGGCAUGGACAUGGUGACGCCCGCACUGCAUGACGAAGCCUCCACGUUCCACACCAACGGCACCGACACCGACAUUUGGGCCGCGCGCGGCACCAUCGUGACAGGUUUUGGCCGGUACGCGCAGAGCUGGCACACGGUGCGCAGCCCCGAUGACGCCAACCUGUCGAGCGCCAUUCUGCAGUACGGCCCGGGCACGGAGGGCGUGCGUGUGAUUUUCGAACGGGGCGACUUAAUGCUCGGACCAGGCCAAUACAUGGUUUGCGACAGAAAGCUGCCGUACGGUCUGUCGGUAGAGAUGUCGACCGGCAGCGUACCGGAGGCGUGCAUCACGGUGACGCUGCUGCCUGUGUGCGCGGAGCUCGGGGCCGAUCCGGAGCAGAACGAAGACAAAGAACAAACGGUCAGUCGCACGCGCUGCAAGAAGAACUAA